AUGGCAUCAUCACAGACAACUUUGGCCGUGCUGGCCUGCGGUACAAUGGGCAGCGCUAUUCUAUCGGGUGUGAUGGAUACAAUCAAGGCUCGUGUACAGAAUGAGACGCCUGUCGAGCGGUCUGUAUCAUCUCUGGCUAGUGAAACCAACACAGAUGCACCAUUGCCCACCAGGUACAUCACAACAGUGGGUCGCUCUGCUACCGCCAAGCGUCUUGAGCGACUGUUCGCCCAUGCCGGAUAUGAGAAUGUCGAAAUCCUAGUGCAGAACAAUGUUGAAGCAGCGAAACAGGGCGAUAUUGUUCUUCUAUGCUGCAAGCCCCAGCGAGUAACAGAAUUUCUCAGUGAAGAAGGCAUGCGUGAAGCACUGGAAGGGAAGAUCCUUGUCAGCAUUGUCGCUGGUAUUACCAGUGCUAGAUUGGCUACCAUGGUGGGACCUACCACGAAGGUGGUUCGAGCCAUGCCCAACACGCCCAGCAAGAUCCGUGAAGGUAUGACGGUGAUCUCGAACGAGCCUCACCUUAGUCAAAUGGAUCGCGAUGUGCUGGCCUCUAUCUUUUCGGCUGUGGGAACCUGUCGUUUCCUUGAUGAAAAGUACUUUGACGCAGCUACGGCUUUGGCUGGCUCUGGCCCAGCCUUUGUGGCUUUGUUCUUGGAGGCUAUGGCUGAUGGCGGUGUCAUGAUGGGCCUUCCGCGCCCGGAAGCGUUGGAGUUGGCGGCGCAAACUAUGCAGGGAGCGGCUCGUAUGGUGUUGCAAACAGGUAUGCACCCAGCUGCUAUCAAGGAUAGUGUUACGACACCAGGUGGAUGCACCAUUGCUGGUCUGCUCCAAAUGGAAGAUGGCAACCUCCGAUCCACGGUGGCGCGUACCAUUCAGACAGCGGCUGAACAUGCCGCUGGACUGGGCAAGAUCUCUCAAUAG
Malassezia pachydermatis is the source of this 921-nucleotide messenger RNA. Its product is annotated as pyrroline-5-carboxylate reductase. Lineage: Eukaryota; Fungi; Basidiomycota; Malasseziomycetes; Malasseziales; Malasseziaceae. The record is from RefSeq and is a predicted model, not a curated record. Gene Ontology annotation, biological process: L-proline biosynthetic process. Gene Ontology annotation, molecular function: pyrroline-5-carboxylate reductase activity. The coding region runs from base 1 to 921 and encodes 306 amino acids. The transcript is spliced from 2 exons.